This is a messenger RNA of Cladocopium goreaui, 3322 nucleotides long. The record is from the annotation of a GenBank genome assembly. Lineage: Eukaryota; Dinophyceae; Suessiales; Symbiodiniaceae.
AUGAAGCAUGGCAGCGUUUACUUUGGUGGCCUAUCGCGUGGUGACACGCCUCCCAAAGAGAUCCCCACACUGGGAGCCGCUGGUGGGAGACCGAAGCUGUCUGAGAUGACAAUGAAAGAGAUGGAGAAGGGCUGUCCGUAUGCCAGAGAUGAAUAUUCCAGGUGUCCUGCCCGACAUGAAGGAAUGACGCUGGAUGUGAUCAAGAAAUCAGAUGUGCCACCUGGCCCUUUGCGGUUCCACAAGGACUAUGAUCGUUCCUUGCUGACGGAGGACUUGGAUCGUGCGCAGCCGUUGCUGUCCCAUCCCACCAGCCACACAGGCGCUCCAAUCCCCUGGAAGGACAUCCGGAGGGAAGAGCCUGAAGAGGUUCCAAAGAGUCGUUCCAAAGAGCUGUAUCCGCCCAUCAAGCAGAAGCGGAGGCCGCAGGACAUGUCCUUGCGACGCUUGGAGAAAGAUCUGAGAGGAACCUCCGACAUCGACUAUGCGCAACCCAAAAAGCCCAUCGUCCGUGAGCGUCGGCGCUCCAAUUGCAUCGUGGACCUUCUGACGCAGAGCUAUCAGUUCACCUCUUCGGAAGUUCCUCCGCAGCCGGUCUUUCGGUCCUCGGGCCGGUCCACCAUGGACGCCUCUGACAUUGAUGGCACGCAGUCACAUCCGCUUCCAGCGUACAGCGUGGAUGGAAACCCCUUGAAGUUGGAAGACGAGUUCCGCAACCCGCGCCACUCGGCGGUCCUGGCCGCGGCCAAAGCCAGCCUGGUGCCGGCCACGCCGCGCUGCGACGACGGCAUGUCCGUGGCGGAGCCAACGCCGCGACGCACUGAUGGGCAGCCCGUCACGCAUCGGCUAGGACAGCCUUUGAGCCCCCGCUAUCACCUCCCCGUGGCUGACGGCGGCCCCACCUCCCUGCACUGCCGCUACCAAUGCGAGCGGCGAGAGAUGGGCGAUGCACCGCCCCGGACGCGCUGUGAAGAGGUGGGCUACAUUGACCGGAGCAAGCCUCAGACGCAGAUUCGAGACAAUGGGGAGGUGCAGUUCAACCUCUACACGGACGACCUGCCCGGAGCAAAGCCCAUGCGCCGGGUGGGUGGUUUACCUUACCACCUUUACGGCCCUCCGGGCAACCGGCCACAGAGCAACUCCUUGCAGAAUGCGGACAUCGAAGGUGCUCAGGCGGACACCAGGCUCACUGCGGAAGUGAAACAUGACCUGGCAGCUGUGUUGGAGGAGAAGGACCUGCUGCGUGGAGGACGUCAGAUGCAUGGGGUGAACCUGGAGGCCAGAAUGCUGGCCUUGCAAGACACCUCCACAACCAGCGGAGUCCUUCACAGUGUUCGGGAACGAGUUCUGAAGGCAUGGAGGGAGCAUGGCUGGUUGGUGAUGGCUCCACCCAUUUUCUUCGGAAGCAAUGCGAAGUUUAAGGCUUCAGCACAGCUGCAGGGCCUCGCGCAGCUGCGGAAGGUCGAAGCUGGAAAGUCACAAAGGGACUGGGAGCAACUUGCCAUUGACAUUGGCACACGAUGGGAUAUUGGGAGGCAGUCUCUGAGCAUCCUGCUCUCUUGGGCUUUUCCGGAGCUCUUAGCGGAGGCCGUGCCUCCAAAGGAAGAUGCGCCCAGACAGCGCGGGCGACCAUACAAGCUCCACUGCGGCUCUGAAGUCUUCCUUGACAAGCAGGAUCCCCUGGCGGAGCAGGAGCGGCUCAUCGUGGCUUCCGCCACGGGCGGCAAGGCCAAAUGGGUUUUUUGGGCCAUGGCGGCGGACGUGAAGUUGUUGGAGGACUAUGGCAUUGAUGUGAACGCACCACUGGAGCAUAAGGCGGCGGGGCUGAUUUGUCAUUCGGCCGCCUUUGGAUCAAGCCCCGAUAGCGUAGCAUUCUUCGUUUCACGGAGCUCCAAACAGAUGGACGCGGAGUCCGGAUGGAGCCAGAAAACCCUGCUGGAUCGGGCCGAAACCCCGCGAAAGCCCGGACAGAAUGAGAUGGAUGCAGAGGAAUGGACAGCAAAAGUUCAUAUUGUUGUGAUUGGUGUGGGCUAUCUCUUUCCGAUUGCAGCCAUUUGGGCAGCCUUCGAUUACUGGAAGGAGCUCUUCCCAGAUCAAAACGUGGAGUUUGCUGUGACCGCUUUUUACCAGGUGGGUUCCAUCGUCACGGUGGGCGCCCUGUCGCUCAUCGACUCCUUUAGCUUUGGGCCUCGCAUCCUGGGCGGCUUCCUGGGGCAGCUGCUGUGUUUGGCCGCCAUUCUGGACUUCAGGUGGCUACCUGUACCAUCCUCAGUCCUGUACCAGCUCCUUCUGCUGGUGGUGCUACUUUGCUCUGUGGCCACGGGAUUUUUAGACUCGGCACUUCUGUCUUUGUGUUCACAGUACAGCUCCAACAUGCAAGGCUACUUGCAAAUCGGCCUUGGUUUUGGCACGUUGGUCUCUGUGAUCUACCGUGAUGGGACCAAGCUGUUCAUGUCGCGAGAUGUGGAGGACUCUACCUGCGCGUUUUUUGUUAUUGCGCUCCUCACGGUGCUUCUGUGCAUCUCUUCCUACCUGCAUCUCAUGUCACUGCCUGCCUCCAAGCACCUGAAUGAUAGCAGUGAUGUCCUCCAGGCCGCGGCAACUUCCUAUGGCACCUUAUCCAGUCCAAGUGCUGGGAGAAACACCAGCCUCAGCGCAGUCCUUCAGAUCGUUUGGUUCAACCAGCUCAUGAUCUUUGCCAACUUUAUCUUGACGACCAUCUGCUAUCCUGCUCUCAUUACUGCCAUUCCCUGUCGACAGAUGCAAUCUUUGUUCGUCUUUGCCCUGAUCCAACUCAUCAAGUUGGUACACCGACGCCGGCAUCACAAGUUAGCCAUUGCUUCAUCAACGACGACACGUCUUUCAAGGAUAUUUCAGCUCGUUUCGUGACCCACAUUCGCUUCGGACUUCACCACGGCAACAUCCAAUGGACGGUGAUCAUUCGCGCCUUGCUGCUGCCACUGAUGAUCUUUUGCGCAGCUUCACAGAUUGGCAACGACGUGCUCUCCAUGGCUGCUGUAGCAUGUUUUGGAUUUUUGAAUGGCUACUGUGCAUCCUUAUGCCUCAUCGUGGUCAACGAGAUUCCAGACCUCUCCGCUGAGCAGCGAAAGACCUGUGGGCGCAUCUCUGCUGUUUCAGUGAACUGUGGCCUGUGUGUCGGUUCACUGGCAGCAAUUGCCCUUGGAAAUCGCCUGAAGUUGAGUUGAAGUUGAUGACGCUUAAGGUCAGGGUGGUGUUCAUUUUGUGUUGAUCUGGCGCUUCUAGGGGUGUUGACCCAUAGAGGGACAAUCCGCAUUGAAACUUCCAUCGUUUCAGCGUGAGAAAA